CCCCAGUCCCAAACCCCAGGGCUCUGUCUGCCGUGCCGUGCCGGGACACCAAACCCUUGCUCGCCUCUCCCCUCCACCGCUCCGCUGCCGCUGCCCCCAUACAAAUCCCGCCCGAGGUCGGUGGUUGUGGUGGCAGCGAGCGAGCUCCCCCGCCGUCAACAGCCGCGCCCCGAUGUCGAGCAACUCCGCCGCCCCCCGCCGCUUCUCGUCGGCGAUGUCGACCUCGACGGCGAAGCGCCCUGCCGUGCCGGAGGGCGCCAGGGCGGCCGCGGGCCCCGCGGCCGCGCAGCAGCAGGCGAAGAAGCGCGUGGCGCUCGGCAACCUCACCACCAACGUCGCCGCGGCGGCCGGGGGCAGGGCCGGCUGCGGGAAGAUCGCGGUCGUCACGGCGGGCAAUGCAAGGUUGAAUUCAGCUACCUCAGCUGCACCUGUGAAGAAGGGAGCUUUGCCAAGUGCUCGGAAUGCAAGCACAAAUCGUGGCUCGGCUGUGAAAUCGGCUUUCACCAAGCCAGCUCCUGUCACAUCUCGCCAUGAGAGCUCCGUACAGAAGGAGAGUGUUCCUCCUCGUAAGGUGCCUACUGUGGUGCCGAUUGCCGUGCCUGCCGUUAUACCCUUCAGCAGCUUCGUGUCUCCUGGACAUUCAGGAGAUUCCAUUUCCACUGACGAGACUAUGUCGAGUUGCGACUCUAUGAAGAGCCCCGACUUCGAGUACAUUGAUAAUGGUGACUCCUCAUUGCUCGAUUCUCUACAGCGACGGGCGAAUGAAAACCUGCGCAUUUCAGAUGAUAGGACUGUGGAAGGAGCUAAGUGGAAGAAGGAUGCUGCUGCCCCAAUGGAAAUUGACAACGUUUGUGACGUCGAUGAUAACUAUGAGGAUCCACAGCUGUGUGCUACUCUUGCUUCUGAUAUCUAUAUGCACCUGCGAGAGGCUGAGACGAGGAAAAGACCAUCAACUGAUUUUCUGGAAACAAUUCAGAAGGAUGUGAACCCAAGCAUGAGGGCUAUCCUGAUUGACUGGCUUGUGGAAGUUGCUGAAGAAUAUCGUCUUGUUCCUGAUACCUUAUACCUGACAGUCAACUAUAUUGACCGUUACCUUUCCGGCAAUGAGAUCAAUCGCCAAAGGCUGCAAUUACUCGGUGUCGCUUGCAUGCUUAUAGCUGCUAAAUAUGAGGAGAUUUGUGCACCCCAGGUAGAAGAAUUCUGCUACAUCACUGACAAUACAUACUUCAAGGAUGAGGUUUUGGAUAUGGAAGCUUCCGUCCUCAAUUACCUGAAGUUUGAGAUGACCGCACCUACAGCAAAGUGCUUUUUAAGGAGAUUUGUCCGGGCUGCACAAGUCUGUGAUGAGGAUCCACCUUUGCAUCUUGAGUUCCUAGCCAAUUAUGUUGCUGAGCUAUCACUGCUUGAGUACAGUCUACUUGCUUACCCUCCUUCACUUGUUGCGGCCUCUGCAAUUUUCUUGUCGAAGUUCAUACUGCAGCCAGCAAAACACCCCUGGAACUCCACCCUUGCCCACUACACACAGUACAAGCCGUCGGAGCUAUGCGAUUGUGUGAAGGCGCUGCACCGCCUUUUCAGCGUUGGUCCUGGGAGUAAUCUUCCUGCAAUCAGAGAAAAGUACAGCCAACAUAAGUACAAAUUUGUCGGGAAGAAGCAAUGCCCAAGUUCAGUCCCCGCAGAAUUCUUCCGGGACGCGGCAUGCUAGCGGGUGAAAAUGCCCAGGAGUAGUUGCAGUUGCUUACUGAAUUCUUCAUCUUGUGGCGGGCUCAAAUUGGAGCUGCGCCGCUGAUCCUCGCAGACAGUAUAGCUCCAUCCCAAGACAUGCCGGUGCCUCGGGCUUGUUUCGGGUGAUCGGCAGUGUAGAUUCUAGAUUGAUGCUGAUGUCGUUGUGGUAGUGGUAUUGUAGUGGUGUGCUUUUUGCUUCCUUGACUUGUCCUUCCUCUGCUCUCUGCUGUUUUCUUUCUUUCUUUCUGUACCUAUAGUCUAGAGCCCAGGUUUUUCAGGUGCAUGUACAUUGGAGAGCGCUACAGCAGAAGCAUAAACAUCUUGUUUGUAAUGGCAUAAUACUGGAGUCACUUGGCUGCCAUGAUGUUUGGGAGGGCACCUCCCUCCCAUGUAUGAGAGAAUGUGGUGGCAUUGUUUAGUCUGAUAUCUUAAUAAGAGCACCACAUUUUGACUGUGCUAAUUCUG
Messenger RNA from Triticum dicoccoides, 2190 nucleotides. Its product is annotated as cyclin-A1-2-like. Bases 173 to 1705 code for a protein of 510 amino acids. Lineage: Eukaryota; Viridiplantae; Streptophyta; Magnoliopsida; Poales; Poaceae. Gene Ontology annotation, biological process: mitotic cell cycle phase transition. Gene Ontology annotation, molecular function: cyclin-dependent protein serine/threonine kinase regulator activity. The record is from RefSeq and is a predicted model, not a curated record. The transcript has 11 exons.